Molecule: messenger RNA, 234 nt
Organism: Malassezia globosa CBS 7966
Lineage: Eukaryota; Fungi; Basidiomycota; Malasseziomycetes; Malasseziales; Malasseziaceae
Exons: 2
Coding region: 1-234 (77 amino acids)
Cellular component (GO): intracellular membrane-bounded organelle
Source: RefSeq, a predicted model, not a curated record
AUGAGCAUAACAAGUACCAUUACUGGCGCAGGAACGAAAGGACGACCGAUCGUCUUCUUCGACAUCUCAAUAGGAGACACCCCGGUGGGACGCAUCAAGUUUGAGUUGUACAACGAUGUGGUUCCCAAGUACGUGCCUGAAGUGUAUCCUCACAAUAGAACAGCGGAAAAUUUCAGACAGCUGUGCACGGGCGAAUGUCGUUUUUUAUCACUACUCAACCUGCUGGAUUCCUAG